UCUGAGAGUAUUGCCUCGUCUGGCACAAGCGUUUCCGAUUCGAUUCUAGACUACCGCUUCGAGAAUGGUCGAACCUAUCAUCGGUAUAAAGAUGGGAAAAUGCAAGAGUACAAUAUCCCCAACGACGAGAGGGAAAUGGAUAGACUAGAUUCCUCUCUUCCUCGGUUCCCAUGCCUCUGCUCAAAUUGUCGACUCUUGCCCAUCGUCCAUAAACUACAGCACGUCAUUCUCGCCCAACCAACACUUGUAAUCAUGGCUGAAGUCGAUCACGAGAUCCAAAUUAUUGCGGAUGAACAGGCUCUGGAAGAAAAUCGAGCAGAUAUUGAAAGCAUUGCUUCCUCGAGCACCAGCCUCAAUGGCUCAAUCUUGGACUAUCGAUUCGAAAAUGGGCGAACGUACCAUCGCUACAAAGACGGAAAAUAUGUGAUUCCCAACGAUGAGCAAGAGAAUGAUAGAAUGGAUAUGCAACAUCACAUAUGCCUCAUAACCCUCGGUGGUCGGCUCGGACUAGCACCUCCAUGCCAGCCUGGUGUCAAGGUUGACAGAGUAUUGGAUGUUGGUACGGGCACGGGAAUCUGGGCUAUUCAGUUUGGCGACGAUCAUCCCGAAGCCGAGGCAAGCUCAAAAGUGACGAAAUUUGAAUGCGUGUUGACUGUGAACAGGUUCUCGGCGUUGAUUUAUCUGCUACGCAGCCAGACAUGUAGCGUAGCUACGAAUGUCAAGUUCGAAAUCGACGACAUUGACGAGGAGUGGACGUACACCACCCAGUUCGACUACAUUCACAGUCGCUUCAUGUCGUCAAGCAUCGCAGACUGGAAGGCUUAUCUCACUAAAUGUUUCAAUCACAUCCAACCUGGCGGUUAUCUAGAGUUGCAGGAGCCAGAGAUGGAGUUCCAGUCCGAUGACGGCACAUUUCCUGCCGACUGCCCCUUGGCCAAGUACGGCAACCUCCUCAAGGAGGCCGCGGCCAUCUUUGGGCGAGAGUACGUCUCGGUGUCUUCCUUGAAAACACUGAUGGUCGAUGUGGGCUUCAAGGACGUGACGCUGAGCCGGUACAAGUGGCCCAUCAAUACCUGGCCCAAAGAUCCUUCGUUCAAGGAACUGGGCGCAUGGGGCUUUGAGAAUAGCAACGCCGGUCUCGAGGCUAUCUCUAUUGCGCCUCUGACGCGCGCCCACAAGUGGACUAGGGAGGAGGUGAAUGUCUUUUUGGCUGAAGUCCGGAAGGACCUGGCUAACAAGAACUACCAUACUUAUGUCCCAAUGUAUUUUGUUGUUGGACGGAAGCCAGACUCGAAGGAAGAGUGCUUAGAGAACUGA
Molecule: messenger RNA, 1317 nt
Organism: Colletotrichum tamarilloi
Lineage: Eukaryota; Fungi; Ascomycota; Sordariomycetes; Glomerellales; Glomerellaceae
Exons: 9
Source: RefSeq, a predicted model, not a curated record